Messenger RNA from Rhododendron vialii, 1664 nucleotides. Its product is annotated as ubiquitin receptor RAD23b-like. Gene Ontology annotation, cellular component: nucleoplasm; cytosol. Gene Ontology annotation, biological process: proteasome-mediated ubiquitin-dependent protein catabolic process; nucleotide-excision repair. Lineage: Eukaryota; Viridiplantae; Streptophyta; Magnoliopsida; Ericales; Ericaceae. Gene Ontology annotation, molecular function: ubiquitin binding; damaged DNA binding; proteasome binding. The record is from RefSeq and is a predicted model, not a curated record. The transcript has 13 exons. The coding region runs from base 247 to 1371 and encodes 374 amino acids.
AAAAUAUUCCUAGAAAAUUCAGAAGGACCCAAGGGAAAAAAACAUAGGGAGUCACGUGGUGCAGCUCACGUGAUCAACUGUAUAGUCCUUUCAUCAUAACCUGCAAAGACGAUUUCAGUUUCUCUCUCUCUCUUUCAAAGCUCCCCUUUCGAAUUUCGAUCCGUGGUUCAAGGGUUUCAAAUUUCCAAUCCCUCCUUCGGAUUGUAGCUCUCUGCAUUCUUCGAUCAGACCCUCCGAUUCGUCGAGAUGAAGCUCACUGUAAAGACUCUCAAAGGCAGCCACUUCGAAAUUAGGGUUCAGCCCACUGACACCAUCAUGGCAGUAAAGAAAAAUAUUGAAGAUAUACAAGGAAAAGACAACUAUCCAUGUGGUCAGCAAUUAUUGAUUCACAAUGGAAAGGUUUUGAAAGACGAAAGUACUCUGACAGAGAACAAGGUCUCUGAAGAUGGUUUUCUUGUUGUGAUGCUUAGCAAGAGUAAAACUUCAGGCUCUAGUGGGACCACAUCCACUCAGCCUGCAUCCGUAACUCAACCGACCUCUAAUCCUACUCCUGCCACUGAAGCUCCCACACAAGCACCGGCCCCUGAAAGCACCUCGCCUGCUUCCAAUUUGGUUACAGCUAAUGGUCCUUCUGACACAUAUGAUCAGGCUGCUUCCAGUUUAGUUGCUGGUAGUAAUCUUGAGCAGACCAUUCAACAAAUAAUGGAUAUGGGUGGUGGCAGCUGGGAAAGAGAAACUGUUAUCCGUGCACUUCGAGCUGCUUACAACAACCCAGAGCGAGCUGUGGAUUAUUUAUAUUCAGGUAUUCCAGAAGCAGCAGAGGUUGCUGUUCCAGUGGCUCAUUUACCUGCAAAUCAGACAGCCUCUGGGGGGGUUGAAACUGGUGCGGCAGCAGGCGCACCGGUCUCUGGAGUUCCUAAUUCAUCUCCCUUGAAUUUGUUUCCUCAGGAAGCAGUUCCUGCCGGCGGUGCUGGUGCUGGACUUGGUCCCCUUGAUUUCCUUCGAAAUAGCCAACAGUUCCAAGCCUUGCGUUCAAUGGUGCAAUCAAAUCCCCAGAUUUUACAGCCCAUGCUUCAGGAACUUGGAAAACAAAACCCCCAACUUUUAAGACUUAUUCAAGAGCACCAAGCUGAGUUUCUUCAAUUGAUAAAUGAGCCUGUGGACGGUUCAGAAGGGGAUAUAUUUGAUCAACCUGAGCAGGAGAUGCCUCAUGCUAUUAAUGUCACACCAGCAGAGCAGGAGGCCAUAGAACGACUUGAGGCAAUGGGAUUCGAUAGAGCCCUUGUCAUCGAGGCAUUUUUGGCCUGCGACCGCAAUGAAGAAUUGGCAGUGAACUAUCUAUUGGAGAAUGCUGGAGAUUUUGAAGAUUAAUGGUAUAGUGAAUUUGACAUCGACGUGUUUGGAGUUUUUGUGAAGGUGGUGCAGCAUCACGAGAAAUUCAAUUGUUGUUGAUCAUCUCAUAUGAUUUUCAGUAUUUAUGCUAAUGAUUGGAUGGUUGUCCGUGGGGGUUGAUAGGCUUUACUUUUCCAAGAAGGCUAAUUGGGAUUGUGCGGGGCAGUCGAUUUGGUUUUUAUGACAAUUCUUUGCGCUGUUUGUAGUGUCUUAUGUUUUCUAACCCAUUUUUACAGAAAAUUGAGUUUGGAAAUCUAGAGCACUUGAGAGCA